AUGUCACAAACACCGCUCAUCACCUCCACCAUCUACCAUCUACCACCUGUCGUCGUCACCACCCGCCACCAACCUCCGCCGACCACCACCACCGUCCUCCACCGCCACCGCCGCCCGCCGCCACCGCCAUCGACUACCAUCGUUGCCACCCGCCAUCGCAAACCACCACCACCUCGACCACUACCGCCACCCUCCGCCGACCACCACCACCACCACCACCAUCCUCCACUGCCACCACCCGCUACCAUCGACCACCACCACCCAUCGUCGCCGCCGACACCACCAUCUGUCGCCACCACCAUCGCCGCCACCUGCCACCGCAGACCACCGCCAACCCCUACCAUCGCCGCCGCCACCGCUAACAACCGUCAUCCACCGACCACCGCCACCCAUCACUGCUACCACCGACCACCGCCACCCAUCGCUGCCACCGCCAUCGAUCACCGCCACCGCCCAUUGCCAAUUUAA
Molecule: messenger RNA, 468 nt
Organism: Helianthus annuus (common sunflower)
Lineage: Eukaryota; Viridiplantae; Streptophyta; Magnoliopsida; Asterales; Asteraceae
Product: extensin-like
Exons: 1
Coding region: 1-468 (155 amino acids)
Source: RefSeq, a predicted model, not a curated record